Quercus robur (English oak) is the source of this 4137-nucleotide messenger RNA. Its product is annotated as pentatricopeptide repeat-containing protein At3g24000, mitochondrial. The transcript is spliced from 5 exons. Lineage: Eukaryota; Viridiplantae; Streptophyta; Magnoliopsida; Fagales; Fagaceae. The record is from RefSeq and is a predicted model, not a curated record. Gene Ontology annotation, molecular function: zinc ion binding; protein binding; RNA binding. Gene Ontology annotation, biological process: RNA modification.
CUCCUCUCUUAUGUUUUCUGAUUAUAUUAUUCCCAAAAAAAAGAUUAAUUGCCAAAAAAAAAAAAAAAAAAAACCCCAAAAUCGAAUUGCUAAUUCCUGACGUUUGACCCGACCCGGGUGGUGCAUUCGGUUUCACAUACCUUUGUCAGAGGUCGAGCUCCAUAACCAAAUUUCCAACCCGUUUAGAUCGCCAAAGUACGAGAAUCUCUCUGUGAAAAGUGAAAACUUUCACAAUGGGAAGCGAUAGGAAGUCCAAGGAGAAGAGCAGCAAGAAAAGAAGUUCAUAUUCUUCAGGCUCAGAAGAUGAGGGAAAAGGAAAGAGGCAGAGAAGAGAAGAAGAUGAGGAGAGGAAGAGCAGAAAGAGUGAUAGGAAAGAGAAGAAGAAGGAGAAGGAAUCCCAUAAGCACUCUAAACGCCAUUCUGACAAAGAAAAGAAGUCAAAGGAUAAGCACAAAAGUAAACAUCACAAAAGUGAUCGCCACUUGACACACCAGUUUCAAGAGCUGUCCAGUGAUGACUAUUUCUCUAAGAACAAUGAGUUUUCUACCUGGUUGAAGGACGAGAAAAAUGUGUUUUUCUCUGAUCUUUCAUCAGAGUCUUCACGUGAGUUGUUCUCGGACUUUAUCAAGGUUUGGAAUGCUCAAAAGCUUGAAUCCCGUUACUAUGAGGGCAUUGCAAGUGGGCCACGGACAUCCCAUCACUGGAAAAUCAAAGGAUAGCAAGAAAAGCUGGCUAGGUGUUGCAGAAAACUCUCACCAGCUCUCAACCUCCGACCUCCAUUCUCCAAAACCACUUCUCGACUCGCUUUUUCACGCCAAACCCACUUCAGGGCUACACCCAUUUCCUUCCCAUGCAUCAUAGAAGAGCCCACAAGCCAUGGCAUCCCAUUCCUCUCAAACCACCCGAACCCCGAGAUCUCGAGCUUUGCUCAAAGGGGUUUCUCGGAUAUUACCCAAGAGAUCGUUGGGAGAGCAGUGCAUGGACUAUGCGUAAAGGGUUUGGUGCGUUUGAAAGUCACCCAUUCGAAUACUUUGAUAACUAUGUACUCGAGGUUUGGUCACAUUGAACGUGCUCGGAAUGUGUUCGAUAAAAUGUGUGAGAGAAAUGAUGCUUCUUGGAAUAACAUGAUUUCUGGGUUUGUUAAGGUGGGUUUGUACCAUGAAGCGUUUGGAUUCUUUCGUGAAAUGUAUGGAUAUGGUGUGGAGGCAAGUGGGUUUUCAGUUGCUAGUUUGGUAACAGCUUGUGAUAGGUCGGAUUGUAUGUUACGUGAAGGGCUUGAAGUCCAUGGUUUUGUUGUUAAGAUUGGUUUGAUAGGUGAUGUUUUUGUUGGUACUUCACUUUUGAAUUUUUAUUGCACUUAUGGGCCUGUUUCUUUGGCUAGGAAGCUCUUUGAGGAGUUGCCUGACCGGAACAUAGUCACUUGGACUUCAAUGAUUGUUGGGUACUUGGAUAAUGGAGAUUUAGAGGAAGCUAUAGGUAUGUAUCAGCGUAUGAGAUGUGAAGGGGUAUGUUGCAAUGAAAACACUUAUGCUGCAGUCAUUAGUUCUUGUGGGAUGCUUGGAGAUGAAUUGUUAAGUCAUCAAGUUCUUGGACAUGUUGUAAAAUCAGGAUUAGAGAGUAAUGUUUCUGUGGACAAUGCCCUCAUAUCGAUGUUUGGUGCUUUUGGUCGAAUGGAGGCAGCCAGUUAUGUCUUUGAUCACAUGGAUGAACAUGACACGAUCUCAUGGAAUUCAAUGAUUGCUGCACAUGCACAUAAUGGGCUCCGUGAAGAAUCAUUAAGAUAUUUUUAUUGGAUGCGUCGCAUCAACAAGGAGAUAAAUUCUAUUACAGUUUCAACUUUGUUAACUGCCUGUGGGACUAUGGAUAAUCUGAAGUGGGGCAGAGGAAUUCAUGGUCUAGUAGUGAAAUUGGGACUCGAAUCAAAUGCUUGUGUAUGCAAUACCCUUAUAAACAUGUAUUCUGAGGCAGGGAGUUCUGCGGAUGCGGAGUUGGUGUUCCAGAAAAUGCCAGACAAGGAUUUAAUCUCAUGGAACUCCAUGAUGGCAAGGUAUGUACAGGAUGAGAAGUGCCUGUAUGCAUUAGAACUUUUUGCCGAAAUGAUUCAGAUGAGAAAAGCAAUGAACCAUGUGACUUUUACAAGUGCAUUAGCAGCCUGUUCAGACCUUGAAUUUCUUGUUGUGGGCAAGAUUGUCCAUGCCCUUGUAGUUCUUGCAGGCUUACAUGACAACUUGAUCAUUGGUAAUGCCUUAGUUACAAUGUAUGGAAAAUCAGGUAUGAUGAUUGAUGCAAAAAAAGUAUUUCAAAAAAUGUCGAACCGAGACGAAAUAACAUGGAAUGCACUCAUAGGUGGUUAUUCUGAAAAUAAAGAACCAAAUGACGCUGUAGAAUCUUUUAAAUUGAUGAGAGAAGAUGGUGUACCUGCAAACUACAUUACAAUUGUAAAUGUUCUUGGUGCUUGCUUGACUCUUGAUAAUCUACAAAAACACGGGAUGCCUAUUCAUGCAUAUAUAGUUGAGACAGGAUAUGAACCAGAUAAAUAUGUGCAGAAUUCCCUUAUCACAAUGUAUGCCAAGUGUGGCGAUCUGAAAUCAAGUAAUUAUAUUUUUGAUCAUUUAGCUUAUAAGAACUCUAUCACGUGGAAUGCUGUAAUAGCUGCAAAUUCUUAUGCUGGCUGUGGAGAAGAGGCUCUAAAGUUUUUCGCAAAGAUGAGAUGUGCUGGAGUAGAUUUGGAUCAGUUUAGCUUCUCUUUAGCUCUUUCUGUUACUGCUGACUUAGCUAUACUAGAGGAAGGCCAACAGCUUCAUUGUUUGGCAACUAAACUUGGUUUCAAAUCAGAUCAUUAUGUUAUAAAUCCUAUGAUGGAUAUGUAUGGAAAAUGUGGGGAAAUGGAUGAUGUGUUAAAACUACUCCCCCUACCAAUUAAUAGGUCACGACUAUCCUGGAACAUACUAAUAUCAGCUUUUGCAAGACAAGGGUGUUUCAAGGAGGCUAGGGAAACAUUUCAUGAAAUGUUAGAGCUGGGUUUGAAACCUGACCAUGUCACUUUUGUCUCGCUUCUCUCUGCAUGCAGUCAUGGGGGUCUAGUGGAUGAGGGUCUUGCAUACUUUGCUUCAAUGACUACAGAAUAUGGUGUUCCAGCAGGAAUUGAGCAUUGUGUAUGCAUAAUUGAUCUUCUUGGACGAUCAGGAAAGCUUGCUGAAGCUGAAACUUUUAUUAAACAAAUGCCAGUCCCAGAAAAUGACCUUGUCUGGCGAAGCUUGCUGGCUGCAUGUAAAAUCCAUGGGAAUUUGGAGCUCGCAAAGAAGGCUGCAGGACAUCUUCUGGAGUUAGCUCCAUCAGAUGACUCAGCUUAUGUGCUUUAUUCAAAUGUCUGUGCAACUACUGGGAGAUGGGAGGAUGUAGAGAAUGUCAGGACACAAAUGGGAUCUAAUAGCAUAAAGAAGAAACCUGCCUGCAGUUGGGUUAAGUUGAAAGAUAAAGUGAGUUCAUUUGGAAUGGGAGACCAAUCCCAUCCGCAGACAGAACAGAUAUAUGCCAAGUUGGGAGAGCUUAGAAAGAUGAUUAAAGAAGCAGGUUAUGUUUCUGAUAUAAGCUAUGCACUACAAGAUACAGAUGAGGAACAGAAGGAGCACAAUCUUUGGAACCACAGUGAGAGAAUUGCCCUUGCAUUUGGCUUGAUUAGUACUUCAGAAGGUUCACCUCUCAGGAUUUUCAAGAAUCUUCGUGUUUGUGGUGAUUGCCAUUCUGUUUACAAGUUUGUCAGUGGAAUUGUUGGGAGGAAAAUCAUAUUGAGGGAUCCAUACCGCUUUCACCUUUUUAGUGGUGGAAAGUGUUCUUGCUCUGACUAUUGGUAAUGAAGUACUUAAUUAGAUACUUAAAAUAUUAGCUCUGAAGGAGUGCACAGUACUGACUUGGAAAUCAAUGUUGAGUUUGAGUGGCAUCAGGUAUAAGGUCAGUUUUGAAUCCCAUCAUCCACUGGGAUUAGAAAUUAGCUUUUAGUUCUUGAUUAUGCACAACAAUCCAUCCAAUUCUUUGAUAGCUGUUUUUUUUUUUUUUUUUUGUACAGCAUCUCUUUAUUUUAUAUCCUUGAAUUCCAUUGAGAUUACGGAAAAGAAAAUCAAUUGCUCAAUUUGUCAA